This is a messenger RNA of Acyrthosiphon pisum (pea aphid), 2149 nucleotides long. It is a transcript of the gene Gtsf1, whose product is annotated as gametocyte specific factor 1. The transcript is spliced from 3 exons. NCBI's taxonomy places the organism in Eukaryota, Metazoa, Arthropoda, Insecta, Hemiptera, Aphididae. Bases 622 to 996 code for a protein of 124 amino acids. The record is from RefSeq and is a predicted model, not a curated record.
UUGUUGUAUAUGGAGUCGGGUAUCAAGUUAUUUUACAUACCUGUGGAUAAAACCCAUAAAGUAAUAAAUUACUUUAUGAUAAACACGAUCACGGACUAAAUUUAUAAAUUAAUUAUUAAUAUAAUAUAUUGACCACGAUUAAAGAUAUACGAUAAAACUUAAAUUUAAUAAUAUAAUCUGUGAUAAUAUUUUUUCACGUCCAACUACCACGAAGCAGUACUUGUUGCUACUUGCAAGUAUUCCAUAUACAGAAAUUCUAUUAUACAGAAAUCUGUGUGAUUUGUAAUUUUACCACAUAAAUAUAAGUAAAUAACUAUUUUUUUCAGCUGUACAUGUUCAGUUGUUCAAUGUCUCUUUUUUUAACUAUUGCUAGUGUCUAUAAUGUAUAACUAAUAUUAUAUUAAAAUCUACAUUAUUUAUUCAGCAUCGCACGGAGUUCGGAUCCACAUUUUGAUUGCAACAUUGUGAAAAGCUUUGGUGGCUACAAGUUUUUGUUCCACGAUUAUCAGAUACCAUCCUCACUACGGUGGCGUGUCAGGAAUUGCCACAGAACAAGGCCACAAGAGUACAACUCGACUGCCAAAGCCUGUUCUUAUACCAAACAGAGUAACUAUUUAAGAAAUGUCUUCGUCACAAGACUCAAGAAAUGAUGAUCCAUCCACAUGUGAGAUUGUCGAUUUUGGUAUCUACUAUUUGGACAUGGUGCAAUGUCCAUUAGAUCCAAACCACAAACUUCGACGUCACAGGUUGCCAUAUCAUAUUUUAAAGUGCAGAAAGAAUUUUCCGGAUAAAGUUCAAUGCCCUUAUGGACAUUACUAUUAUUUAGAAAAACAGGAAAUGGCUAAUCAUCUACAGACAUGCCCUCAUAAGCCUAGGACAGCUCAAGCUGAAGAAAUGCAACCAUACAAAGUGCAAGCUCAACAAGCUAGAAAUGAGAAUAUCAAAUACAACUAUGAUGUUGAUAAUUAUACAAUUGAUGAACCCUAUUGGGAUUAAUUUUGUUUAUCCAUUUUUUUUACAUUAAAUUUAAAUGCAACUGAUACCACUUAUUACUAAACACCAUUAAAAACUGUUGAAUAUUAUAUAAGCUAAUGAUAUUUUUACUGUAAGGAUAGAAGUAAAUGCCUACAGGCAUUGAUCAAAUUUUCAAUUUUUUAAAAAAAAUUUCAAGUAAUUCAAAGCAUCAAAUAGUUUUUUUUAAAAUUAUAAUCAUUACAAUAACUGCCAAAAAAAUGUAUGUGAAUUCUAUUAGUAUAUUUUUAACUUAAAAAUAUGCUCUCAUUUAAUACAUUAUGUAAUAAGAUUAUAUUAUACAGCAUACGUUAUGCAGCAUAAUAUAUUUUUGCAUAACAUUAUUUCUAUAUUAUUACAGCAUUUAUCACUAAUAAUUUAACAUUGUAAGACAAUUUAAUUUAAUUUACUUAUUUUAUUUUAAUGGACAUUUUUACAACAAAUGUAAUUUUAAUUAAUUGUAUUAAAUAGCUCCAGACUCAUUGAAUCCAAAUAAACAUUAGCUUACUUCUCACAAUGUUUUUAAAUAUUUAUUUUGAGUAAAACUGUAUCAUAAGUUUCUUGCAGUUAAAAAUUCAAGUCUAGAUGGUAAUUAAAGAAAUCAUUAUUUUGAUUUCUGCAUUAAUUUCUUUCAACCUUAGGAAAAUGUACAGACAAUUUUGAAAUAUUGAAGAAUCACAACAAUGUUAUGUUCAAACUGAGCUUAGUGCUUACAUAGUAAUACACCGCUAUCCAGUGCAAGGGCAGACAAAAUAAAAUGAGUGCCAGAUAUUCAAGUGUCUGUUUUUAUUUUAUACCCGUACCCGCCACUUCUACAGAGAAAUUGACUUGAUGUAAAUAAUAUUUAAGGGUCUCCAAUCACUUACUAUUUAUCAUAUUUUUUGAAUGGGCUCACUUUUUCUUGCUUCUUUGUCAUUGAUUUCCUUACUCUUUUUUAUAACUUUAAAUAUGGUCUGGAUCUGUGUAUUCAAAAAUACCAAAAAUCAAAAUUUAAAUGUAUUUAAUUUAAGCAUAAUAAUUAGGUGAACAUGCUUUAGACAUCAGCCUAACUGGUAGAUAUACUAUUCCAUGACAAAAUAGAUCUAUUUUGUCAUGUACUAUUCCUACCAAUUAUUAUAACACUAAAAAAAAAAAAAAA